Molecule: messenger RNA, 1228 nt
Organism: Harmonia axyridis
Lineage: Eukaryota; Metazoa; Arthropoda; Insecta; Coleoptera; Coccinellidae
Product: protein spaetzle-like
Exons: 5
Coding region: 387-1139 (250 amino acids)
Biological process (GO): innate immune response; central nervous system formation; regulation of Toll signaling pathway
Cellular component (GO): extracellular region
Molecular function (GO): Toll binding; growth factor activity
Source: RefSeq, a predicted model, not a curated record
CGAGAGUGGGACGAUCAGUUUCCUCUCUACAAGCAGUCGACCUUGUUAGGGUAAUUUGACCAGGCGGUGUUUCUGUUUAGUGUUUACGUUACGAUCAGUUGGUCCAUCUCGCUAAAAUCAUGUGCAUCGAGUGUAAACCGUGUUUAAGAAGUGACUUUUGGAAUGGUCAUUGUUGAUAGACAGUGUGACUCGAGUAGGGAAGACAACGAUGAAAAAUUGGGUGGCCUUCAUAGCUGGUUUUACAUUUUUAGUACUUCCAUUCGAGAGAUUGUAUUUAUGGUUGGCCGUAAAUUAGAGGACUGAUUCGCCAUCAGCGAAUCGAACUUAAUCAUUUGAGACCAUUACCGGCUCAAUUACAGUCUUUGUGAGGAAAUCAUAGCUCAAAGAUGCAAAUGUGUUUAACUUAUUUACUUAUACACUUGAAUCUCAAUAUGCUAUUCUUGAUAGUAUUCAACUCAAGAAUAUCGGCAUGUCAUCCCUAUCAAACGCAUAGUCCAAUUCAUGAUGACCGGAAGAAGUCGUCAGUGAGAGAAACCAACAUCAACUGGACCAAUGUGAAUCCUAAAGUUCACGUUACUACCCUCGAUAUAAACAGAGGUUAUGUUGAACCCAUCAUCCCCGACUACUUCCCAGCACCAAACAUGCAAGGUAGCCAACCAACACCACCAAAAACCAAAAGAAAAUGCUUGGGAAACUUUUGCGAAGACGUCGACUACUACCCAACAGACCUAGUAAAGAACGCCUUGAAGAAAAGCAAGAACUUGGAUAGUUAUUUCGAGGAAAACACAGCUAUCGAUAUUCGAAACAGAGGUGGAUUUGACGACGAGGAAGAUUCCAAUGAUACCAUGUGUCCCACGAGAACCAUAACCAAAUAUCCCCAAACUGCCGUCAACACGAAUAGACAAGAGAAGUUUCUGGUCAAUGUCGAAGGCUAUCGACAAGGCAUUGUAUUCCAGACGUGCAUUGAAAACACAAACUGCAGAUUCCACGAAGGCUUUCCUCUGGAGUACGAAUCUUCAUGCAAACAAAAAUAUGUAAAAAGAAGUCUUGCCAUCUUAAGUGAUGAUAAUCAAACAACAGCAUGGGACUCAUUCGAAGUGCCUUCUUGCUGUGUUUGUGUUAUUAAGCGUAAAAACUAAAAACUUUAUGUAAAGCUUCUAGAUUGACUUUUGUAUAUAGGAAAUUUUGUAAGAAAUAUAUUUAAGAUAGUUUAAUUGACCUCAAAGGC